Molecule: messenger RNA, 2365 nt
Organism: Physcomitrium patens
Lineage: Eukaryota; Viridiplantae; Streptophyta; Bryopsida; Funariales; Funariaceae
Product: protein DAY-LENGTH-DEPENDENT DELAYED-GREENING 1, chloroplastic
Cellular component (GO): membrane
Source: RefSeq, a predicted model, not a curated record
CUUUACUCUUCAAACUGAUAUUGCAAGCUUUGAAAAUUGAAGGUGACAGAAUGCGCGCGCUUCCAGGAGAACAGCAGGACAUUUUAGAAGCUGCUGAAUAGGAAGAAAGUCUGAGGCUACGCAUCCGUGAGCUUUGAGCAGGUGUGCAAAGUGACGGAGGUGGCACUCGGGUAGCCCUAUCCUUUCUGGGAUGUGGAAUGGUGAUAGAUGACUGUGGGCCCUUGGCUCUGUUACCCUGCUAUGGUGGAAAAGAGGGUUAGCUUUUCGGGUAUUUGUACUUGUAGUUGUAACGAUACGUGUUGAAAUGCGGUUGUGACGAUUCUAGAGUCGUUGUGGGUAGGUCAUCCGUGAUCACGGCCACAAGGAGAUGGUUUAGCCACGAGGGAAGAUGAUCAAGCGCUAUCUGGUGCGUCGCAAUUGGUGGUUUUACGUUGUCUCAGCAUGGUGAUUCAGCAGCAUGACAGAGCUCCAUCGUUGGGUCCUUCCGAACACUGCUUCUCUGUCGAAGAUCCGAAGAUUUCACUGUUCGAGGAAGAAGGCGCAAUGUCGUCCAGCGGCGGGGAAAGGAUAUUGCCCCAACGAUUGGAACAUCGGGUUGACGUUAGGCAUCGGGAAAGGGUAUUGGGGGGUAAGAAAUUGUUUCCCAUUGCAAGGCGAAUUUUCACGUGUUGGAUUAGACAGAGGUUUGAGGAGGGAUUCCCACAUUCAGAGGUUACUGGAAUUUCAAUUGGGUUUAAGUGGAACAAGAUGGAAGAGCUCGCGGGGGCUCGUGGAAGCUCGUGCUGCCGGAUCACCUACUCCUCCGCGGAGAUCUUGGUUCAGGAGGUUCCUCUUUGAGAGCAUUGAAAUCCCAGAUUUGGAUAUUGAUCAUGAUAUUGCUGAUGAAUUGGAAAUUCCUAGAAUGUAUGAGGAUGGCAUACAAUUUGAAGAAAGGGCAGAUGCGGUUGUUGGCGAAGCAGACGCGGUGGAUGAAAUGCUUGAGAACGACAGACGGUUCUUCAGGUGGAAGAUUAAGAAUGAAGCACAAAACGAUUUGCGGGACUAUCAAGCCUCUGGAGCUGACCCAGACAGUAGAGAUUGGGAGGAUUGGCUGGAUGAUAGCUGGAAUCAGUAUGGGGACAAUUUGGCUGGAAGAAUGGAUGGGUGGUAUGAGCCUUCUUCCAAUUGGGAGAAGGACGGGGUACCUCGUGACCCUCCCUCAAAACCAGAGCGGGGUAUGAAGAGAACCAUUAAGGAACUCUUGUUUCGUAUUUUUGAACCCGAAGAUGAAGUUGUGGACGAUCUCCAAUUCGAAGAGCGGGUUUUCAAAUUUACUUCUCAAACCACUGCCAAAUUUGUAGGAGUUCUCAUUUUUUUACCGUGGAUCACAGACUUCACCAUUCAUGAUCAUGUGUUGGUUCCGUUUUUGCAAACGUAUGUGGAAAAAGUUCCACUAGCUGCAAAGAUUUUAGAUGUGAGGGAAUCUCAAAAAUUGAAAAUAAUCGAAUCACUCAAGUUAGAACGCCAACGUCUGCGAUUUGAGGCUGAGAUCGGUAAAGCGCCUUCUCUUUCCGAUGACGAGCUAUCUGAGCAUAUUCGCGAGGAAGCGUUAGAGCUGCGAGAGGAGUACAGACUGGAGAAUAGGCAGGCUUUUGCUUCGCUUGGGUCUGACUUUAUUGCAGGACUGACGAUUCUACUUUUGUUAGUAUUCAACCCCCAGCAGGUCGCUAUCAUGAGGUUGACAGGUGAACGUUUGUUUACAAACAUCUCAGAUACUGGGAAGGCUUUCAUUAUCAUUUUGCUCACGGACAUAUUUUUAGGAUACCAUUCAGAAUCAGGCUGGGAAACAGUCUCAGAGAUGGUCCUUGAGCAUUACGGAAUUGAAGUCUCACAAGCGGCCAUUUACAUAUUUGUAGCCAUUGUGCCUGUGACAAUCGAUGCAUGCUUCAAGCUCUGGGUGUUUCGCUUUUUUAGAACUCUUUCUCCGUCCGCAAGUGCAACAUUUCGGGAAAUGCAGCGGCAUUGACUUCCAUGUAUUUUACAGAAACGUAGGAUUUAUUCCUGUCACGAGUAGUCUUGUCCACGUUCCUGCGCAGGUCACCAAAAAAUUUUCAUUAUAAGAUUCUCUCUCCCCCUCUUUCUUGCCAAGGUGUCUGCAUUGAAAUACCUUAGUUACGCUCGAGAGUAUUUAAGUUCCACUUUCCACUCAAAAAAGCUUUGCUACCUUUAGGUCUCUUCAAAUAUACAUAGGUUCAAGCUCAUAUUUGUAUUAUAUUGUCUUGUAGGUAGAAAUGCAUCUGCUACUAUAUGCAUUUCUGCUACUAUUCUCUUAUACAACCGUUGUUUCGAGCCACUUAAAAGAUUAAAUUUGGUUUUAUCAUUGAAA